CGCAAGCGCGGGCUGCGGCGGGCCAAGAUGGCGGCAGCGGCGGCGGCAGCGGCGGCGACCGAGCAGCAAGGGUCCAAUGGGCCAGUGAAGAAGUCCAUGCGGGAGAAGGCUGUGGAGCGAAGGAACGUUAACAAGGAGCACAACAGCAACUUCAAAGCGGGGUACAUCCCCAUCGAUGAGGACCGUCUCCAUAAAACUGGGCUGAGGGGCAGAAAGGGCAACCUAGCCAUCUGCGUGAUUGUCCUCCUGUUCAUCCUGGCUGUCAUCAAUCUACUUAUCACGCUUGUCAUCUGGGCCGUGAUCCGCAUUGGGCCAAAUGGCUGUGACAGCAUGGAGUUUCAUGAGAGCGGCCUGCUGCGGUUCAAGCAAGUAUCCGACAUGGGCGUCAUCCAGCCGCUUUACAAGAGCACGGUGGGGGGAAGGCGGAACGAAAACCUGGUCAUCACUGGCAACAACCAGCCAAUUGUUUUUCAGCAAGGGACAACCAAGCUGAGUGUUGAAAAGAACAAAACCUCCAUCACCAGCGACAUUGGAAUGCAAUUUUUUGACCCAAGGACACAAAAUAUCCUAUUCAGCACGGACUAUGAGACUCACGAGUUUCAUCUGCCAAGCGGAGUGAAAAGUUUGAACGUUCAGAAAGCAUCGACGGAAAGGAUUACCAGCAAUGCUACCAGUGACUUAAACAUCAAAGUCGACGGGCGUGCCAUUGUGCGUGGCAAUGAAGGCGUGUUCAUCAUGGGCAAAACCAUUGAAUUUCACAUGGGCGGGGAUGUGGAGCUAAAGGCCGAAAACAGCAUCAUCCUCAACGGCACCGUGAUGGUCAGCCCAGCACGCCUGCCCAGUUCCUCCAGCGGAGACCUGUCGGGGAGUGGUGACUGGGUACGCUACAAGCUCUGCAUGUGUGCAGAUGGCACACUCUUCAAAGUACAAGUAACGGGCCACAACAUGGGCUGCCAGGUCUCAGACAACCCUUGUGGAAACACUCAUUAGGAGGUGCAUCCGCAGCGCUCAGCGUGUCCAAAUCUAACUUGACCUUGCCCUUUUUAAGAAUGCAUGUGAACAGUGUUUCUACAGAGUUUGCCAUAACUUUUAAGCAUUUUAACUCGGAAGCACCACUGUAUCUAUUAUGUACUCUAUAUUUAAGGGAUUUUUGAGUGCCUACAUUCUAAUACAUUUUAGUAAGUUGCACUGAUACUCAAAAGACAGUUCUCUAAAACAAUUAUGAGAAAUUAAUAAAAUCAAAAUUAAUCUUUGAAGUGUUUUUAACAUUCUACUAUCUCUUGUCCUAAAGGACAAAGGGCUGAAGCAGUUAAAACACGCCAUCAGCAAGCCCUUGGUCAUUCUAAUGGAGAGAGAUCCACUAGAGAUGUUUGGAAGGACAGGACACUGUCUGUGCUCUGUCUUUGGCUUUUAAAGGGGAAGGCACAGAUUUUUAAUGCAUUAACCCAAAGCCACAUUUUCACAAACAAGUCAUUAAAGAACUUUCCAUAUAUAAGCUUGUAAGAAACUAUGUUUCCUUAUUUUUGCACUAAAGAAAAUACUGUCAUGGUAUGUUUACUUGAAAUAAUGAUACACUUAAGUAUUUACAGUGUGUGGCCCUUAAACACAACCACAGUUCUCAUGUGUGUGCAGUAACAGUAGCUGUCAUCAUCAGGCCUCUUCUUGCCGAUCACUGUCCUGGGCACUGUACGCUUGAUCUCUCUGAUUCCCACUGCACCUCUCAAAGUAAGUGCACAGUGAAGCUGCACUGUUAAUUCUAGCCACCAGGGGGCGUGUUCCUUCUCAUGUGCUCAUUUCUGUUUUGAACAUACCACAUGGAGAGGUACAGUAAAGGAUACAGUAAAGGAUAGACUCAGGGUUGGAAGUCACGUACAAUCCCAACCCAGGUAAACCUGAUUCCAAAUGUGUUUCUGCCUUUUUUACUAUCUACACUGAAUUUUCAACUACUUAAAAAUCUCAAAGGAUGGGAAAAGCCUAAUCCUAAUUUACCUAACUGGUGAAAAUCAAGCCUGUGUGCUACUCUAGUUAAAAUACUAAUGCUAGCAACCAUGACCAAUCACUGUCAGAUUUUACACUAUCCUGAGCCAGUUCUAAGCUGUUAUUCAAUAGAUCUGCUUGGUCUGCUUGUCGUGUGGGAGUUAUAAAGAAUGAGUUAUAAAGAAGCUGGCAUACUUUCCCCUAAGCCCUCGGGAGGCUCAGUGGAAAGGGGGGAAGCUAGGCCUCAGCUAUCCCUGCUUUCCAGAGGUGGUUCCUUCAAUGCCCCAUACCAGCAUCACCCUUUAGAAGUAUUCUGUGCCUAGAAACUAACAUACACCAGAAUAAAGGGUGCUAAUUCGGGAGAUGAUGCAGGUCAUUUUAGCUAGGUAUAAAACCCUUAUCUCUGCUCCUCAUCUCAGUCUCAUUUCAAGUAAUUACAUCCCUCAAGCCAGUUGAUUAUUAGCACAGUUUAUACUUGAUUUAAAAAGAAUUUAUCGGCCUUACUAAGAAACAUGGGAUCAGGGAUGAAGAAUACAUAACUUUAAAGUAGAUGGUAGGGAGGUAUCAUGGCCUAACCUAAUAGAUUGUAAACUCAGGCUAAGGUGAGAGUUGACUUGAGACCUGACACUAAGCGCAGAUUUUAGAUAUAAAGAAAGAACAAUGUAUACCUCUGGACCUAUUCACGUAUUGUCUAAGAACUAGGUAAUGCUCAGAAAAAUCACGCUUGGAAUUCUCAUUUCCAUGCUCAGUGUAUUUUUAAAUUGUACAUUUGUUACAUGUUCUAUUUAAAUUUGUUUUGAGAAUUUCUUUAAAUAAAUAUUUUUACUAAAUCCACAGAAUACUAUAUUACAAACUAUUAUUUAAAUACUAUUCAUGGAAAAAAAGUGUAUUUUUACAUGUCUGUGAGAAACACUUGUGUUUUGGUACAUCUCCAUUGAGCACUUUGAAGUUGGAGACUAUCCUGAUGCUUUGUAAAGCUCACGGUUACUAGGUAUGGUAUUUUAGACCGCCUUGCAGGUAGACCCACUGACACACUGACCCGGAAACCCUGCUGAGACUCGGAGCUUGGUGCACAGUGAAGCUGCACUGUUAACUCUGGCCACCAGGGGGCGUAUUCCAUCUCCUGUGUUCACUUCUGUUUCGAACUUACCAUGGCCAGAGGACUUAACUGCAGCCCUGGGGAAAGUAGAUGCAGGAGGAACCCAGGCAGGAAAACAAACACACAUUUGAAGGGACAGUAGUCCAGAGGUGAAUACCAAAGCAAAGAGAUAGGAGAAAUAAAAAGAAGACUCCUUCCAGAUUGUCCCUUCGGGUCAGGGAUACACAACAUGAAACAGAGGCUACCUGCCGUGGUGGGCGGCCUUGAAAGUAUGCCUUACUGGCAAUCUUUUUGCAUUGUGAUAGAAGCAAAAUAAACAGUUUUGAUGAGAAAGGUAGAAUUUCUACCUGGGUUUGAUGAGUGUCUUUUUUAAAGGGGUUAGAAUUACUGUGUUAAACUUGAUGAAGAGGAGGUCAUUAUAAUCUUUUAACAUCAAGAGGGGCAAAGGUUACAAGUUAUGCCACACAAAAAUAUACCUAUGUAUUUAUUUCAGAUUGAUGACGGCUGUUUACAAUAAAACUCUGUGAACUUGGC
This is a messenger RNA of Apodemus sylvaticus (European woodmouse), 3610 nucleotides long. It is a transcript of the gene Sgcb, whose product is annotated as sarcoglycan beta. Bases 28 to 990 code for a protein of 320 amino acids. Gene Ontology annotation, cellular component: sarcolemma; sarcoglycan complex. NCBI's taxonomy places the organism in Eukaryota, Metazoa, Chordata, Mammalia, Rodentia, Muridae. The record is from RefSeq and is a predicted model, not a curated record. The transcript has 6 exons. Gene Ontology annotation, biological process: muscle organ development.